ACUAAGAACUUGGACUUCCGCCGAAAGUGGGACAAAGACGAAUACGAGAAACUUGCGGAGAAGCGGCUCACAGAAGAGAGAGAGAAGAAAGAUGGCAAACCAGCUCAGCCCGUCAAAAGGGAACUCCUGCGGCACCGAGACUACAAGGUGGACCUGGAAUCGAAGCUGGGGAAGACCAUCGUCAUCACCAAAACUACCCCUCAGUCGGAGAUGGGAGG
This is a messenger RNA of Tauraco erythrolophus (red-crested turaco), 218 nucleotides long. The record is from RefSeq and is a predicted model, not a curated record. Lineage: Eukaryota; Metazoa; Chordata; Aves; Musophagiformes; Musophagidae.